Lampris incognitus (smalleye Pacific opah) is the source of this 2251-nucleotide messenger RNA. RefSeq names its product inositol polyphosphate-1-phosphatase (gene inpp1). Bases 407 to 1558 code for a protein of 383 amino acids. The transcript is spliced from 6 exons. The record is from RefSeq and is a predicted model, not a curated record. Gene Ontology annotation, biological process: phosphatidylinositol phosphate biosynthetic process. Gene Ontology annotation, molecular function: inositol-1,4-bisphosphate 1-phosphatase activity. Lineage: Eukaryota; Metazoa; Chordata; Actinopteri; Lampriformes; Lampridae.
AAUCUGUGUCAGGUUACCAGGCUCAGCGUAGGCCUACAUUUAACCAUACUGACGACUUUCCGCAUCGUUUACCAAACAAAGUCGUCUGGUCGACAUCACGUUGGUCACCGGUUCUCCAGCCGGACUGACUUCUGACUUGUCCUGCUCAGGAGAACACAGUAGUCCGUCUCUCCGACACUAAACACUGACGAAACAAUAACAUGGAAAUCUGAGUCCGGAAAGUACCGUUCUAUUUAGAUUACUUUGGACCUGUUACUGUACCACGAGCGGUCACGCCUGUUUACUACAUUUGUUUACUACAUCUGUGGUGUUUGGACACGGCGCGUGGGCGCGGAGACGAGACAGAAGAAGAAACACGGUGCAGGAAGCCGUCACAGCUCGUCACUCCGCGGUCCGGGUUUCAGACAUGGCUGAUCUGCUGAGGCUGCUUCUUCGGGUGGCUGAGAAAGCCGCUAACGUGGCUCGAGUCUGCAGGCAGGAAGCUCUUCUCUUUCAGCUUCUCGUACAGGAGAAAACCGGAGAUGACAAAAACAAGAAGUUUGUUCAGGACUUUAAAACUCUUGCCGAUGUGGUGAUUCAGGAGAUGAUCCGUCAUGAUGUCGGAGCCCAGUUUCCUGAAAUGACUGACUUCAUACAUGGAGAGGAGUCCAACAAGUUUGAAAACGGGCUUGGAGAGAGUGUGACCGUCACAGUGUGUGCUACACAAGAGGAGACUGCAGCCCUACUGGCGACAGUGUUAAAUGGGGACAACAUGGCAGCUUCUCUCCUGGCACGGGCCAUCCAUCAAGACCCAGUAAGCACAGACAUGGGCACCGAGAGUCUCAGUGUGCCCCUCAGUCCCUCUGAGCUGGGUAUUUGGAUCGACCCGAUAGAUGCUACCAGCCAGUAUAUUGAAGGUCGUGAGGAGGUUUUGGAAGAAGGCCAUCUGUCUCCAUCAGGUCUGCAUUGUGCUCUGGUUCUGAUAGGAGUAUACCACCGUAACACAGGGGAACCAGUGAUGGGGGUCAUUAACCAACCUUUUAACUACAAAGACCCAGCAGGUGGUGGCUGGAGAGGAAAACAAUUCUGGGGUGUGUCAUAUGGAAGCAUCAAUGCCUGCUCCGUCUCCCAACCCAAACAUGGACCUAACAAGAGCAGAGGGGGUGGAAGAGGGCUGUCGGUGGUGCUGAGCUCCAGUGAGAAGCAGGUGGUGAAGGAAGCCCUGGUCCCACUGUGUGGCCCUGACAGGCUGAUGUACGCCUCUGGAGCUGGCUACAAGAUCCUGUGUGUGAUCCAGGGCUUGGCUGAUAUCUAUGUCCUCUCAGAGGGCAGCACCUUCAAGUGGGACUCCUGUGCGCCUCACGCCCUGCUGCGGGCGCUGGGGGGCGGCGUGGCAGACCUGACCAAGUGUCUCCGCUCCAGCGAGGGAACAGAGGGUCACCAGGCAGAACUCACAUACCACCUGCCUCACAAUGAGCACCAGGGGGCAGACCGCUGGGCCAACCAGGGGGGCUUGGUGGCUUAUCUAGACGGUGCUCUGCUCUGUGCUGUCACUGGGGGCAUGAGGGGCAAACUAUGAGUGAAGAGGCAGUCCAGCUGCUGUAACUGCUGCUGCUGCUGAGCUCUUAUUCAUCCUUUCUAGUUUGUGAAAAAGUAGGGUUCGGGAUGGGGAAAAUUAUUGUUAUGAUCAACUAUGCUUUCUCAUAUUUAACAUACAUAUAUAUGCAAUUAUAAAUGUAGGUAGGAAUAUGUCAUACCCGGGCUGAGUAAUUGUGUUUUUGGCCUUUCGUGCCUGAUGUGUGAUACAAUGCUCACCACAGAGGUUCAGACAAUCAGAAGAAAACAUGUUAUGUUUCCUGUAGAGCAGUUGUGUUACGUAGAGAACGUGCUGUAGUAAACCUUAUGUUUCCUGUAGGGCAGUUGUGUUACGUAGAGAACGUGCUGUAGUAAACCUUAUGUUUCCUGUAGGGCAGUUGUGUUACGUAGAGAACGUGCUAUAGUAAACCUUAUGUUUCCUAUAGGGCACGUGUCUUAAGUAGUGAACAUGCUGUAGUAAACCUUAUGUUUCCUGUAGGGCAGUUGUAUUACAUAGAGAACGUGCUGUAGUAAACCUUAUGUUUCCUGUAGGGCAGUUGUGUUAUGUAGUGAAUGUGCUGUAGUAAACCUUAUUUUUCCUGUAGGGCACGUGUCUUACGUAGUGAAUAUGCUGUAGUAAACUUGCCCAUCUUUUACUUACAGCAGCCACAAAUAAACAUAAGUACUCAUGAAUACA